AUGUCAUGUGACUUCUUGUCACGUGACCGGUAAAGGUUCUUAAAAUCACUCGGAAAGCGUUCUACAGGAAUACUUCUCUUUUCAUCCUUCAUUAAGUCAUUUAUUUUACUACUGUUUAUUAUUGUUCGGUCCCGUGUGCUGUUUAGCCAGAUAAAGCGACAGAAAUGCGUGUCGAUCAACAGCUUCGCUUGGACGAGCAGUUGCUGCUUUUCAUGGACCAGCUCGAGGCUCUGGAGGAGAAACGACAUAAACUUAAUUCCCUUAUAGAAGAGGGAUGGUUUUCAAUUGCCAAAGCACGUUAUUCAAUGGGAAAUAAGCAAGUCUCCGCUCUGCAGUACGCUAGUGAGAUGGAGCCGCUCGUUUAUGUUGAAACCAGUGUGUUGGAAGGUAGAACAGCUGAGUUCAAAUGUGAGAGAAAAGAGAAUAAAACAGAAGAAUUGAAAAGUAACACGAUAGAAGACAUUGGAGCGAAAGAGACAAUUUCAGGUCUCAGAAGGCGAAUAAAUACCAUACAAAAGGGGGUUAGAGAGGAGGACCAGGAGACAGACCCUCAAGUAAAAACAAAGGCAGAAUCAUCCACACCAGAGCACAGGGAUCCUCUGAAGUGGUUUGGAAUCCUUGUACCACAAAAUCUGAAACAAGCUCAGUCUGCUUUUAAAGAGGUCAUCACUCUCGCAGCAGAAAUUGCAUCUCUACAAAGUGCAAUAAUUGCUACAAGAAAAGAGAUGCAGGCACAAACGAAGGAACAGCAACAGAAGACAGAGAAGACUCAACCAGAAAUGAAAAACGAAUAACUGUGAUCUUAUUCACUUUCAUCUAUAAUCUUGAUUUAUUAAAAUUUUGUACAAACCAAAUGGACCCAUAGUCCUUAACUCAAUUUUACUGUUUUGAAUAAUAUCAAAUGUUUGACAUGUCACAAGAUUACUGAAAACACUCUAAUUAUAUGAACAAAAGUUGUUUUCCUAAUAAAAAAUAUCUUUGAUUAA
This is a messenger RNA of Cyprinus carpio (common carp), 986 nucleotides long. RefSeq names its product vacuolar ATPase assembly protein VMA22-like. The record is from RefSeq and is a predicted model, not a curated record. Gene Ontology annotation, cellular component: extrinsic component of endoplasmic reticulum membrane. Gene Ontology annotation, biological process: vacuolar proton-transporting V-type ATPase complex assembly. NCBI's taxonomy places the organism in Eukaryota, Metazoa, Chordata, Actinopteri, Cypriniformes, Cyprinidae.